UUUGAUGCCUACUCCACGUGUGAUGACGAGCUCGCGCACCUCGCCAGGGAUAUCAAAAGGCUGGCCCUGCCCACACAGGCCGUUAGUGCAUCUGGUUUCAUUGCAGGGAAACGCUGAGGUGGUGUAUGUUCUUGUCAAGAACGGCGGAGCUGAUAUCAACGUCGAGGAUGCCAACGGGGAAAGUCCAGGGUUGUAUUCCCUCAUAUCUAAGGACCUAGCAACGAUACGGAUGGUCAAGAGUUUGGGAGGACUUCUAUCUCUUCACAGAAACGUGUCAAUGGAAAUCAUGCGAGAGGCUGGAGUAGGGUCUUCCCUCAUUGAGCGGGGCUGGAAUCUACAAUUCAAUGCGCGCUUCCACGGCGAGCCGAGUGACGACGAGCUCACGAGCGAGAGCGAAGGUGCCAGCUUCGAUGAAGAUAACGACAAGGAAGAAAAAGCCAUUGCUAAUGCUACUGUUGACGAUGCCACGAGUGGGGAUCAUAAGGGCGUAUUCGAGUUCCAAGGUGUAACAGAGGGCAACAGUUCGUCGAGUCGAGUACCGUUUAGUUUUAUCAGCAACCAAGUACAAGUCAAGGUACCCAAGUUAUGACGAG
Molecule: messenger RNA, 593 nt
Organism: Ilyonectria robusta
Lineage: Eukaryota; Fungi; Ascomycota; Sordariomycetes; Hypocreales; Nectriaceae
Exons: 1
Coding region: 5-589 (194 amino acids)
Source: RefSeq, a predicted model, not a curated record